Molecule: messenger RNA, 4326 nt
Organism: Peronospora belbahrii
Lineage: Eukaryota; Oomycota; Peronosporomycetes; Peronosporales; Peronosporaceae
Source: the annotation of a GenBank genome assembly
AUGGCGACAGUGGAGCGUGUCUUGGCGGAGCUGAUGCGGCUCAAUGAGGAAAAUGUGGCACCUUUUACUGGUUCUAUGUCACAAUCUUCAUGUAAUUCAUCUCUUGGCCAAUUCUCCAUCGUCUCUGCAUCGUCCUUAGCCCCCGAAGCGGUUAAGAUUGUACCCUACCGUAGCCCCACGGAUACUUUCGCUGCGUCACCUUUUGCGUUACCGCAAGUACGUCUCACAUCGCCGUAUGGAGAUAGAUCAGUAGUACAAAGAGAUCUGGAGAAGUUUGCGAAUCCUGUGUUUGCUUUGGAGCGCCUGGGACCCUUUCCUCGUGGCUGGGGAAGCAGUGACCCCACGACGACCACGAAGAAGAAGGUUAUGAUUCUACAAAGCCGUCUCUUACCACAGAUGCCCAUGUCUGCACCUCGAAAUUUGCUGCGUCCUACAUAUAAAUCGAUGGUAAAAGAUCCUUUGAAGCUUCAAUACGAGCUUCGAGCGGCAGACGUUUCUAAUGUUGAAGCAGGCGCAGGAUUUAGCAGCGCACUGAGCAAGCAGGAUGAGUACGCUCGAGGAAAAAUGAGCAAUAAGCCGUUCUUGCCCGGUGGUAACUCGCUGGUGGAGCUAAACACAGAGGAGAAAGAGGAACAAAUGAAGCCCAUGCAACGAUUGCUACUAAAAGAAGAGGAGCAGAACCGGAAUAUGCUUGUGCUGGGAAACAACAAAAACAUGGAUGACAAAUUGUUGGAGUGUCUGGUGUUUGAUGUGCCUGGCAUUAAUGGCUGUUUGAGUGCAGCAGAUGUGAAAAAGAUUGAGAAAAAAGAUAGUGAAGAGGAGGUGCAGGAGGAAACUGAGACCGUGGGAGUGAACCCCAAGUUACUGCUCUUACCUUACAUCGAAGCUGCAGCCGAUAAAGAUCAUAUGGCUGCAAUUCAGAGUGCUAUCUUGGACAGGAAGGCCGCAAAUGCAAUGAGACAAAAUGAUGAAAUUACAACAGUUGGACUCGACCAGUUGCUGCGUGAUGUGGAGAGCGAUAGAGAACUUAUCGAGUUGGGUUUUGGGAUUGAAGAAGAUGAGCAAGAAACUGUACAAGACAAUAAGCAGAAUGAAGUUGGCUCAGAGCUGGUGGAUGUAACAGCCAAGGCAAUAGAAUUUGUGGAUGGGCUUGAUGAGGAGGGUACUGAUGAAGAUUUUGUUGAAGACCCGGCAACCAUACUGGAGUCAAUUCUUGAUUCAGCUUCCAAGUCGACCAAAAUUUUAAGCUUGCAUAAAAAAACAGACUAUAUAUCGGAAUGGGCAAGCAUAGUAAGCAUCGAUGUGCGCAACUUCCAUGAGAAGGUCCCGGAAAUGGCGAUGAAAUACGACUUUGAACUGGACGUGUUUCAAAAAGAAUGCGUCAUUCACUUAGAACGGCAUGAAUGUGUGUUUGUGGCUGCACAUACGUCUGCUGGUAAGACUGUUGUUGCGGAAUAUGCCAUUGCGAUGUCUCAGAAGCACAUGACUCGAACCAUUUACACAUCGCCCAUUAAAGCGCUUUCGAACCAGAAGUACCGCGACUUCCGCACCAAGUUUGGUCCUGACAAUGUUGGCUUGAUUACAGGCGAUGUUAGUAUUAACCCUGACGCAAGCUGUCUUGUCAUGACAACGGAAAUCUUACGUUCGAUGUUGUAUCGAGGCGCGGAUAUUAUUCGCGAUAUUGAGUGGGUUAUCUUUGAUGAAAUUCAUUACAUUAAUGAUAGCGAACGUGGAGUAGUAUGGGAGGAAGUGAUUAUAAUGCUUCCCGAACACAUUGGUAUGGUGUUUUUGUCGGCAACCACUCCAAACCACUUGGAAUUUUCAGACUGGAUCGGACGUACGAAGAAGCAUAAAAUUCACGUAAUAUCGACUAACAAGCGGCCCGUUCCUCUUCAACACUUCCUUUAUGCUGGAAAGGAGUUAUUUAAGCUGUAUGAUGCCACUUCUGGGUAUCUUCCAAAUGCUCAUGGUGCAGCUAAGGCAAAACUUUACCCUGUGUUAGACAAAUCAAAGGCAGGUGGUCGAGGCAGUGCAGCCAUAUCUCAGGGAGGUGGUAGUAGUGCGAACGUACGUAGCAUUCGCAAGUCGGGAGGUGAUCAAGGAGAGUGGACGAAACUUAUUAACACUUUGAAGGAUAAAGCACUUCUUCCGGUGGUAGUGUUUGCCUUUAGCAAACGUCUGUGCGAGGAAAGUGCAAGCAAGUUGGCCAAGCUUGAUAUGAGCACGCCAUCGGAGCGGUCUGAAAUUCACCUUUUCCUUGAGAAUAGUGUGCAUAGACUUCAAGGAUCCGACCGUGAGUUGCCACAGGUGCUAACAAUGAAAGAAAUGCUCAAACGUGGCGUUGGUGUUCACCAUGGUGGCCUGCUCCCGAUUAUCAAGGAGAUGGUCGAAAUUUUAUUCGGCCGAGGUCUUGUCAAGGUACUGUUCUCAACAGAAACGUUUGCAAUGGGUGUGAAUAUGCCUGCGCGUACGGUUAUCUUUAAUGGCAUUCGUAAGCACGAUGGUAAGAACUUUCGAGACCUUUUGCCUGGCGAGUACACACAGAUGGCUGGUCGAGCUGGUCGUCGUGGUCUGGACUUGGUUGGUACCGUUAUCAUUGCAUGCUGGAACGAUGUUCCCGAGCCCACAUCGCUGAGAACAAUGCUAGCAGGAAAGGCAACAUCACUUUCCAGUCAGUUCCGCCUGACAUACAACAUGAUUUUGAACCUUUUACGAGUGGAGGUGCUGACGGUGGAGGAUAUGAUGAAGCGCUCUUUUUCAGAAUUUCACACACAAAAGGCUCUUGCGUCGAAGAAUAUUCCCAAAUUAAUUCAGAAGGGCAAGAAACUGCUUCAGCAACUUGAGCGGUCCCUUGUUGAAGAUUAUCCGCACUUGGAGACGAGCGGACAGUUUGCACAGAUGCAGGGAUUUUAUCAGCUAAAGCGCGAUAAGCGUGAACUGGAAAAGAUUUUGACAAAGUGGCUGCUUGCAAACAACAUUCAAGCCGCCAAAAAUGCAAUUGCGCCUGGACGGAUUGUAGUUAUCAACGUGAAAGGGCUGUCGUCUGGACAAUUGGCACUAGUGGUGCGUACGAAUGCUGCUUUGGUGGGUGAGGGUGGAUGUGCUAGGUCAAAGCGUUCGUUUGAAAUCGAUCUUCAAAAAUCAAGUGUUACCGACGGAGGAUACAGGGGAGUAUUCAAGUCAAUUAUGGUCAUAACUCUAUGCCCAGACGACUACCAGCCUCCAAAGGUGGAAAACCUAUCAGCCUCCACGAAGAGCUGUCGCACUGUCUUGGACAGCGGGCGUAUGUUGCGUAGCAAGAGGUAUGAUGAUGACGACUGUGUGUUUGGAAGAGUGGUCAUGCAAGAAAAAUCAAAAACCCAAGAGAGCUCUGAGCUCAUGGCUCCCUCCACGGCUACGCUCUUAGGAAUAAAGUACGCCGUGCUGGAAGUUCCUGAAAGCUGUCUUGAGAGUAUCACCUCUGUUGUAGCAUCGAGUGUAAAUACUAAAACGCUCGUGGCCUUCUCAUCAAAGAAGGAGCUCGCCAGUAGUAUUGAGUUCCUGGUCAAUGACCUAGAAGUCGUGACAGGCUACACCCAGUGGCAGCAGUUGUACUCGAAGGUACUUAGCCAUCCUUGUGCAACGGACUCAUCUUCAGUUUCUCGUGUUAUGGGCAAAGUAGAGAAAAUUAUCAAGCUGAAGGCCUAUUUGGCACAGCUGACUCGAGAGCUGUCAAAUGAUUCGUUGUCGCUCUUCCCUGACUUUCAACAGCGACUGAGUGUGUUGAAAAGACUCGGUUACAUCUCGGACGAUGGUGUCGUGCAGAUUAAGGGUCGGGUUGCGUGCGAAAUCAAUACGUGCGAAGAGCUAGUAUUGACAGAGAUGAUUUUUGAAAAUGUGCUAGCCAACCUGGAGCCUGAAGAGAUUGUUGCCGUGCUUUCUGCGCUUAUCUUUCAAGAAAAAUCACUGUCUGAGCCUACGCUCACCCCUACACUGGAGAUAACUCGUGAUGUGGUCAAGAACAUUGCGGAAGCACUUGGUCUCAUCCAACUGGAGCAGCGACUGGACAUUGACCCUGCGGUCUACUGCAAAGGUGCUCUCAACUUCGGUUUAAUGGAAGUCGUAUAUGAAUGGGCAAGAGGAAUGCCAUUCAAACAACUAUGUGAGCUCACAGACGUCCAAGAAGGCUCUAUCGUUCGCUGCAUUACGCGUCUGGAUGAAGUUUGUCGUGAAGUACGCACUGCUGCCCGCGUUAUUGGUGACCCGCAACUUUACCGCAAGAUGGAAGUUGCCUCUGAGGCCAUCAAGCGUGACGUUGUGUUCGCCAGCAGUUUGUACCUGUCUUAG